Messenger RNA from Toxorhynchites rutilus septentrionalis, 3678 nucleotides. RefSeq names its product kinase suppressor of Ras 2 (gene ksr). Bases 268 to 3147 code for a protein of 959 amino acids. NCBI's taxonomy places the organism in Eukaryota, Metazoa, Arthropoda, Insecta, Diptera, Culicidae. Gene Ontology annotation, biological process: protein phosphorylation. Gene Ontology annotation, molecular function: ATP binding; protein kinase activity. The record is from RefSeq and is a predicted model, not a curated record. The transcript has 2 exons.
UCAUGACCACUGUGAUUUUCACAAUACCUCAGAGAACAAUAUUGAUUUUUACUUCCCAAUGUGUAAACCAAUCUGAAGGUAGCGAAACACACUGCAAAUAUGUUGCACAAGGACUUCAAUAGUUAAAUAAAAUUAUGAAAGUGUUAGCUAUGUGUUCGCAAUGAUCAAAUUGAAGUUACUUUCGAUUUUUGUGGUAUUCUAUUCGAAAAGUGACUAUUUACAGUCUUCUUUUAUUGUUUUGUAUUGAGCUCGAUCAAUACCAGCACGAUGGCUGAAUCAAAUAGUGACCAAAACUCGAACAAUGAAAAUGAAGUAAACAUCCGCAGAGGGCUCGAUGUUAUCCAAAGCAUGAUAGAUAUAUCUGCAGAUCGUUUGGAAGGGUUGAGGACUCAAUGUGCAACGAGCGCAGAAUUAACACAGCAAGAGAUACGGACACUGGAAACAAAAUUAGUGAAAAUGUUUUCGGAAUUACUUCUGACUAAGGCAAAACUACCAGAACGCUUACCCAGCCGAGGUCUUCCAGCCACAGGAAAUGAACUACGGCAGUGGCUACGAGUUGUUGGCCUGAGUUCCACAUCAUUGAACGUUGUGAUACAAAAAGUAAAUUCUCUGGAACUAUUGCUUGAUAAAAGUGAAGAAGAGCUACGAGACAUAUUAGUCAACAACAUUACCGCACGUGAUGAGGAACUGCGUCGCUUGGUACGUGCUAUGAGUAAUUUGAGACGUUGUCGGGAUCUUCUGCGUUCAGGCGAACUAAAAGAACCCAUGGAUUUAUUCUGGGACUCCUGGGAUAGACAUUCAUCUCAUCACCGUGCAUCUCCUAGAAUAUGUCGCGCACCGCCGAGAAUAGGCUCUAAAUCAAUACAAACUAGUCACCGAGUAAAUGGCAUUGUACGAAGUCCCAUAGAAGCAAAUCCUCCAGCUUCUGCCUCACAAGAUAUCAUAUCAGAACGAUUACUCCAUCCGCAUAGCAUUAUGUCUCCCGAGGAGACUUCAACCUGUACUUUAACACCGUCACCAUCACCCCCAGCAUCUCCAUCCAAUGUAGCGCAGUUGAAACAAGCGAAGAAAAAUUUUCCGACUACGCCACCGCCGAAAAGGAAGCAUCAAACACAAAUUAAGCAUGUCGCAAAGCAACAGCCCCCAAUGCACCAUCAACAAGCACCACAAAACAACAAUUUAACAACAGCAGUAUCUGUAAAUUCGAAUGCGAACAAUGCUAACAGUGAUCAAUUUGUAUCGCUGAUUAAAUCAAAAUCACAUGAGUCACAGUUCUUAUCUAGUCAACCAUUAUUGUUAUCGGAAUGUAUCAGCGUCAGUCAACAGAACAAGAUGAACUCCAACAACAACACCUCGAGCUUACAGUCACAGCCAAAUGUUGAUAACGGAAGUGUUUCCGUGACAGGUAUGCGUUCGCGUCUAUACACUGAACCUACCCCCGAUCAGCAAUCUUGCAUUGAGCCUACAGACAACAACAUACCUUCAUCACAGAACGUAUCUAUUCCACCAAAAUCUCCAUGUACGCCAAUUAUAACGCGUGGAAUGGGUCACAUAAUACAACAUCGUUUCACCAAAAAGUUCAAGGUUACGAAAAGUACCUGUGGUCUGUGUAACAAACAAAUGUUUUUCGGUUUUAAGUGUACAGAAUGUAAAUAUCGAUGCCAUAAAGAUUGUAAAUCGAAAGUUCCCCCCUCUUGCGGAUUGCCGCCAGAAUUUGUAGAUAUAUUCAAAGCGACUUUGCAGUCCGAUACACUGAUGCCGAACGCAUCACCGAAUCUCGGAAAUCGAUCUAUGUAUGCGAGAGAACGAGCUCGUGUCCCUGUGCACGGAAUCCAUGGAGGACCGGACAGCAGUUCUGCAGGCUCAAGUUGUAACAGUUCGUCGCCAUCUAGUCCGGCUCUGCUUUCUCUGCCACCGCAAACGCCCGCUGCUUCAAAACAUUCACAGUUCCACUUCCCGGAAGUUCCCAAUGGAAAUAAAGCAUGCCAUGAUGGAAUCACAAUCGAAACGCAUCCGAUAAGUAUUCACAGUAAAACGGUUAAUCCCAAUGUGGACAUGGGCGGUCAUGUGAGCCGUAUACCUAAACUGCAUCUUUCAAAGUUGCCAGAAUCGCACCAAAGCAACGACAGUGACAAAACUGGUUCAACCAGCGCAGCUAGCACAGAUUCGUCGUCGGAACGGACACCGAUUCGGCUGGAUUCAACUGAAGAGCGUGAACAUGACAACUGGCCUCGUCAAAAUAGUUUAUCCUUGAAAGAGUGGGACAUUCCAUACGAUGAUCUGAAACUAUUGGAGAAAAUAGGCAACGGUCGAUUCGGUACAGUUCAUCGUGCACUUUGGCACGGCGAUGUUGCGGUGAAGCUGUUAAAGGAAGAUUACGUAGCGGAUGAAAGAACUCUCGAAGCAUUCAAAUUAGAAGUGGCGACAUUCAAAAAAACUCGUCACGAAAAUGUUGUUCUGUUCAUGGGUGCAUGUAUGAAACCUCCAAGAUUGGCCAUUGUUACAUCUCUCUGUAAAGGAAACACACUGUACACACAUAUUCAUAUACGAAAAGACAAGUUUAACUUAAACCGUACUACUAUUGUCGCUCAGCAAAUUUCACAAGGAAUGGGCUAUUUACACGCGAGAGGCAUUGUUCAUAAAGAUUUGAGAACAAAAAACAUUUUUCUCGAAAAUGGGAAAGUGAUUAUAACUGAUUUCGGACUUUUCAGUGCCACCAAACUGUUUUAUUGUGAUUUAGGAUUAGGUAUCCCAAGCGGAUGGUUGUGCUACUUAGCACCUGAAUUAAUGUGUAAACUUACUUCUUAUCGUCCCUUAGUUGAAGAUCUGCCUUUCUCGAAAGCAUCCGAUAUUUAUUCAUUCGGAACGGUCUGGUAUGAGCUACUCUGUGGAGAAUUUCCAUUCAAAGCCCAACCGCCGGAAUCUGUUAUAUGGCAAGUUGGUCGCGGAAUGAAACAAACACUGGCAAAUCUUCAAGCAUCGCGUGAUGUGAAAGAUAUAUUGAUGGUUUGUUGGACAUAUCAAGCAGACGAUCGACCAGAUUUCGCAAAACUUUUAACCUUGCUUGAGCGUUUACCUAAAAAACGUCUGGCUCGUUCGCCCUCUCACCCCGUUCAACUGUCUCGAUCAGCUGAGUCGGUUUUCUAAAGCAAAAACAUUUUACUGUUUUUAUUAUCACUACAUUACUAGACACCUGAAAGUAAUUUUAAAACAAAUUGAUCUAGCUGUUUAGCGCAAACGUAGGAGAAGAAUUAGUUUAAUUUAAGUUCAAAAACUCAGUUAUUCAUACUUCGCAUGGAUAUUGUACAAAAUCAUUAAAAAUAGUAAACAAAAAAAGGAAGAAAGAAAAAUGAGAUACAAAUGGCAUCGAAAAUUCCAAACUUAUUUGAACAUGCAUAGGCGUUGCGCGAGUAAACCAUAACAAGUUUGAGUGGCUGAGCGCGCGACAAUACUUUAGAACGCUAUUAACACGUAUAUGCUCUAUAAAUAAGACGCUUAUUUGGUGAAUAUGUUGAGCAAAUAAAUACAAACAUUGAAUAAAACAAAAAUCAUAAUGUUGUAGUUGAGUAAUGAAAGACACUGAAUUUUACACAAUAGAUUUAAUUUGACUAUACAUUUCAUUUUUGUUGUAAACUGUUAAAACUGUUUAUUGGACAAACAUGAAAUAAACAAAUACAA